Messenger RNA from Chironomus riparius, 509 nucleotides. Lineage: Eukaryota; Metazoa; Arthropoda; Insecta; Diptera; Chironomidae. The record is from the annotation of a GenBank genome assembly.
UUACAAAUCUAGGCAGCAUGAAAUUCUUUGCAGUUCUCGCUCUUUGCAUUGUUGGAGCAAUUGCUCAUCCAUUGACUUCUGACGAAGCAGCACUCGUCAAGUCAUCAUGGGCUCAAGUCAAACACAAUGAAGUUGAUAUCCUUUAUACUGUUUUCAAAGCUUACCCAGACAUCCAAGCUCGUUUCCCUCAGUUUGCUGGAAAGGAUCUCGAUACAAUUAAGACAAGUGGUCAAUUCGCAACUCAUGCAACUCGCAUUGUCUCAUUCUUGUCAGAACUUAUUGCUCUCUCAGGAAGCGAAAGCAAUCUUUCAGCCAUCUAUGGACUUAUCUCAAAGAUGGGAACAGACCACAAGAACCGUGGAAUUACACAAACUCAAUUCAAUAAAUUCAGAACUGCCCUCGUCUCAUAUAUCUCAUCAAACGUCGCAUGGGGUGAUAAUGUUGCAGCUGCAUGGACACACGCACUUGACAAUGUCUACACCGCUGUCUUCCAAAUUGUCACAGCUUAA